AUGGACGGAAAUGAGUUGAACAUUAUGGUAACAACGUUGAACAAUGAACAAAGAGAAGCUUCUGUAUCUGUUGAAUCAUCAUUCAUCAUAAUUGAAGUUGUGCAAAUGCCCAACAUGAAUAUGAAUUCGACUCUUGAUUGUAUAAACAUUUGCAAAGUGAAGUCAAAUAAUUCAAAUAUCAUACUCAAAACUAUCGACAGUUGUAACAACCUGAAUUCACUCGAUUGUUUAUUAGAAACAGAAGUGCUAACAAAUGAGCAAGAAAUGAGAGAAGAUAAAGAACAAGAAGAAGUUUAA
Molecule: messenger RNA, 297 nt
Organism: Clunio marinus
Lineage: Eukaryota; Metazoa; Arthropoda; Insecta; Diptera; Chironomidae
Source: the annotation of a GenBank genome assembly